Molecule: messenger RNA, 2572 nt
Organism: Aspergillus aculeatus ATCC 16872
Lineage: Eukaryota; Fungi; Ascomycota; Eurotiomycetes; Eurotiales; Aspergillaceae
Product: MDR family MFS transporter
Exons: 5
Coding region: 205-2097 (630 amino acids)
Biological process (GO): transmembrane transport
Cellular component (GO): membrane
Molecular function (GO): transmembrane transporter activity
Source: RefSeq, a predicted model, not a curated record
CCCGCCGCCACCGUCAACACUAAAGGGAAACAACCCGGUUUGCUCUGCGGUCUCUGCUCUGUCCUUCCAAUCCAACUCAAGAGAAAAGAGAGCGGCCAAAAAAAAACCUCGGUUAUUUUCCCCCUCUUUUCCUUUUUCUCUCUCUCUCGUUCUUCAGGUUCUCUCCGUCUACUCUCGUCGAAUUCGGAUAUUAUACACCAAGUCAUGACGGGUCAUCAACACCCUCACGUUGAGGAGACCUCAGUGGACAAGGGUCCGAUGAUUGCGGAGAGCAUGUCACCAUCCGAGGCAAGCACCUCUUCCUACAGAGCUGGGUCGGAGAAGCCUGACGCUGUCAGGCCCCCCUCACGAACAGUCUCACAUGAACGAAUCCCCGUCGAAACAGAGAAAGGCCAUCAUGACGGAACGCUAGAAGAUGAGGCUGCUGUGGCUGCUGCUAGCGCCCCGCUGGAUCGCGUGCCCUCUCAGGCACAGAAACUGGGGAAGAAGAAGAUCUUGGUCGUUAUGACCGCUCUCUGUUUGGCUCUGUUCUUGGCAGCUCUGGACAUGACAAUUGUCUCGACAGCACUUCCCACUAUUGCCAACCACUUCCAUGCAUCGGAGGGCGGGUACUCAUGGAUUGCGUCCUCUUACAUGCUGGCGAACGCCGCCUGUGUUCCCCUCUGGGGUAAGAUCAGCGAUGUCUGGGGCCGGAAAAAGAUCAUCCUGAUUGCCAAUUUCUUGUUUUUGGUGGGCAGUCUCAUCUGCGCGUUGGCAGUGAACCUGCCCAUGAUCAUCGCCGGCAGAGCGAUUCAGGGCGUUGGCGGCGGUGGAAUCAUCGUUCUAGCUAACAUUUGCGUGACGGAUCUGUUCAGUGUUCGGGAACGUCCGAUGUACUACGGCAUUUUUGGGUCGACCUGGGCCAUUGCAGGUGCCCUGGGUCCUAUUAUCGGAGGUGCUUUCACCACCAGUGUAAGCUGGCGGUGGUGCUUCUACAUCAACUUACCCAUCGGAGGCUUCUCGCUCGUCAUCCUCAUAUUCUUCCUCAAGAUCGAAGCCAGCAAAGUGCCCCUUCUUGCAGGACUCCGCUCUAUCGACUGGUCGGGCACCUUCCUCAUGAUCGGCGGCACGCUCAUGUUCCUCUUCGGCCUCGAAUAUGGCGGCGUCAGCUACCCCUGGGCGUCGGCCACGGUGAUCUGCCUGAUCAUCUUCGGAAUCGUGACUUGGGUCGUCGCCUUCAUCAAUGAGUGGAAGAUCGCGCGCUAUCCAGUGAUCCCUCUCCGGCUGUUCAACAACUUCCACAACGUGCUCAUGCUCCUGAUCAACUUCUGCCACAGCUUCGUCUUCAUCUCCGGCUCCUACUACCUCCCGCUCUACUUCCAGACGGUGCUUCUGGCGUCCCCGAUUCUCAGCGGUGUCUACGUCCUCCCCACCGUGCUCAGCCUCUCUAUCUUCUCCGCGGCCACGGGCGUCGUCAUCAAGAAGACCGGCCGCUACCGCGAGCUCAUCACCGGCGGUCUCCUCCUCAUGACGAUCGGCUACGGCCUCUUCAUCGACCUCAAGGCCUACGCUAGCUGGCCGCGCAUCAUCAUCUAUCAGAUCAUCGGCGGUAUCGGCACGGGCCCGCUCUUCCAGUCCCCGCUCGUCGCCCUGCAGGCCAACAUCCACCCCAGCGACAUGGCCGCCGGCACGGCCACCUUUGGCUUCAUGCGCCAGGUCUCCGCCGCCAUCUCCAUCGUCCUCGGCACCGUCAUCUACCAGAAUGUCUUCGCCAGUCGCAUGCCCCAGAUUGCUGCCGCCGUCGGAGCCGACAACGCCCACGCCAUCGCCUCCUCCUUCAGUGGAUCCCAGGGCGAUCUCCUGCGCUCCCUGCCCAAGGCCCAACGCCAGGUCGUCCUCGACGCCUACACCCUCGCCUUCAGCCGCAUGUGGAUCUUCUACUGUGCCAUCGCCGCCCUCGGCCUGGCCCUGAGCCUGCUCGUCCGCCCCGUCACCUUGAGCAGGGCCCACACCAUCGCGAAGACCGGCCUGGAGGAGCAGGAGAAAGCCCGCAAGGCCGUCCUGGAGGCCCAGCAGAAGCAACAACACGGCGAACCCCAGCCGAAGGAGGAGGUAUAGUGUGGAUACCACGCCACCUCACCCCGUUCCUUGUCCUCCACCGGCUCUCAAAUCCCUGCGAAUGGAGCAAAGGGUCAAGGUUAGGUAAAUAAUUUCAACUCCAAAGAAGAGUUGGAGCAUAUAUUCUUUCUACUUCAUAAUGUCUACAUAUUCUCAUUGUCCCCCUCUCUCCCCUUCUUCCCCAAGACCGAAUUUCAGGGCAAAACUGGCAUAUAUACUUCUUCAAAUGCCCGGGGAAAGCGGAGGUGGGAUUCUUCUCCUUCCUCAUUGCGUUGUUUGCAUUGUACUGCAUUGCAUUGCGAUCCAUUCAAGAAAAAAGCGGCAGCAUACGCAGGCAGCACUUACUUUACUCCAUGUGCGAGUGCUUCUCUCCAUCUACAAACCACAUAUACUUGUGAUUUACAGUACCACUGAAUCUGAUAUGACCAUACAUGAUUGAAAUGGAAAUGCAUGUGGAUUAUGCAUCAAGCGAGAU